Cryptococcus wingfieldii CBS 7118 is the source of this 2148-nucleotide messenger RNA. RefSeq lists its product as hypothetical. Gene Ontology annotation, biological process: regulation of DNA-templated transcription. The transcript has 6 exons. The coding region runs from base 1 to 2148 and encodes 715 amino acids. The record is from RefSeq and is a predicted model, not a curated record. NCBI's taxonomy places the organism in Eukaryota, Fungi, Basidiomycota, Tremellomycetes, Tremellales, Cryptococcaceae. Gene Ontology annotation, molecular function: DNA-binding transcription factor activity, RNA polymerase II-specific; zinc ion binding.
AUGUCCAGACACCAAUACUUCCACAACGAUACCCCCUUCGGCCCCACUGGCUUCAUACCAGCGUACUCGCUACCUUAUCAGAUGAACCAGCAACCCCAGGCUUCUGCUUCUGCUCUCCACCAUUUGGCGCCAGAGCUGUUUCAGUCGUCUCCUGCUUCCCAUACUGGCACCAGCCAAAGCCAAUCUUCGUCAGACGGGCCUGCAUCACAGGGCAACUGGGGUUCCUCGUGGGCGAAUGAGCAGGAUUGGGCGACGGCUUCGAGGUCGUUGAUGGCUCAACCGGGUCCAAGCGAAAUUGCGCCACAGCAUUUGCGUUUGGUCGCUUCUGAAAGCAACUCGCGCGGUAACUCGCGCGGUUAUGCUGAUACCGAUCUUGCAAGCGGGAACGUCAAUGAAUCCGUUCCUCAGUUUCAUCUAUCAAUGCCCCUCGGUGGACCUAAUCUUGGUGGCUUACCGUGUGGCGAAUCCUCCACUGCCCAAUACGGAAAUCGUCCACCAAACGCAACGUCAUCCAUUUCUCAGCUAGCAAGCACGUUGUCGCCGCUGCAGUCUGAAGCCAUCAAGGAGCCCCCCACGUCAACCGUCGAAGUUGGUAACAAGUAUCAACAACUGCUUGCUUCCAAGCUGUUGGAUGCUCCGGUAUCGCUCCCAUCACAAAUGACGGCCCCUGCGACAUUUGGGCAGUUUUCGCCCCCAGGUACGUUCUGCACUGGUCUUGCUAUCAUGAGGGCGAUAUUGACGGACUCUGUCCCAGGUCUUUCAGAUAGCAACAGAUACGAGCAUCUCGUCGACAUGAAGAUGAAGUCUUCGACGAUGGAGGCCGCUAGGAGCGAUAGCAGAGAUAUGUCUCGCGAAAUGGCACAAUUCAGGAAAUCGUUGCUCGAAGAUGGCUGCGGGAUGAUGGAUAGUGGGUCCGUGCCGACGAUGGCCAGGACCAAUACCAUCUCAGAGAAAAGUCAACACCCAAGCUACAGCGGUGGGGUACUUCCGCUUGCCAGUAGUCGAUCUGAAACAUCAAUGCUUCAGCCUCUGCCUGAUGUUGCCCCUCGCUUGCUCGACUAUGGAAAUGCGCAACCAUGGUCAUUCCAGCCCAUCGCCUCUCUUGACUUGGAGACUCAUCUCGCAGACUAUCUCCCCCAACCACUGCACGACAGUCAAACGCACGCAACGGCAGAGAUACUCCAGUCUUAUCACAAAGCAUUCGGUUUCCCCGGCGGUCAUGUCGAAAGCACCGGUCCCUCCUUGGCCGGCUCUAGGACAGGCGAGUGGCCUAUGAUUGCUACGAGUGCGUCGCAGACGCAGACCGUCGACCAAUCAUCAUCAUCAUCUCGUUCCGACUCUUUCCCCUUUUCCACGCCCAAAUUCUCCGUGCCCCGAUCUCAAACGAAACCCCUUCACACCCCCGAGGCUAUACUCCCCACCGCCCGUCCGGACGCGCUCGCCUCAACUCCAGGUAGUCCCAACCCUCCCUUGCUCGUCAUCCGAGUGCACGAAAAGAAGAUCCUCCCUCCAAGCGCUAGCGACUUGCAAGAUGCGAACGUAACGCCCGUCAUCAGGAUCAUCCCCUCCAGGAUGGGCCCCGCCAGACCUUCUUCCGCGCGCAAGCUGGUUCAGCCCGCGUAUGAGAGCAACAUGUUUACCGAAGCGCAGGUCGUCAAGAAGCGCGGCAGACCUAGAAAGGAUGAGGUGUCGUUACAGCCGAGCUUUGAUGCUCUGGCGAAGAGGAAGGGUGAAGAGGAGGAUGGGGAGAGUGAGGAGGAGGAUAGUGAGAGUGGGGAUGAGAAGGGGUGUGGGAAGGAUGGGAAGAAGAGGAAGAGGACUCGGAGGCAGACGUCUAUUGCGUGCAACUUUUGUCGUUCAAAGAAACUCAAGUGCAAUGGCGUACGCCCAAUCUGCUCUGUAUGCGCCCGCCGAAACGAGGGAGACUGUGUUUUUGAGACCGCCCUGCGCCGACGCGGUCUUGCCAAGAGCCGCAAACCUUCUCGCCUCCGUAUCACUCCCCUCAGCAUUGACACGCCUCUGCCCGACUUUGUGAGCGGGACGGAACUUUCCAGCGGGGUCUCUUCUGCGCGAUACGACUUUCCUACGCCUACGCCGGCGGUCAAGGGGUUGAGGGAGGGCGAGCAGGAUUUUAGGAGGGCGAAGUGA